Carcharodon carcharias (great white shark) is the source of this 1495-nucleotide messenger RNA. RefSeq names its product tetraspanin-18-like. The transcript is spliced from 9 exons. The record is from RefSeq and is a predicted model, not a curated record. Gene Ontology annotation, cellular component: membrane. Lineage: Eukaryota; Metazoa; Chordata; Chondrichthyes; Lamniformes; Lamnidae. Bases 358 to 1104 code for a protein of 248 amino acids.
GAAUGAGCUGAGCUGUCAGUGCACAAAGCAGCUGAAUCCUGUGUGAGUGAGAGGAAAGGACACAGACUUUUCUCACGAGGACUAGCACUGAACCGUUGCCUCUCCCUCAACACUCUGCACUUAGAGGUCCUGCCUAACACAUCUUAAUCAUAACUGUUCUACAAAGGUAGAAGCUAAGAGGAAUAACUGAGAUUUCACUGUGGCUCCUGAGUGCUGAAGUAAUUCUGCAUAGGAAGCAAGACUGGAGAAGAAGUUGACACAAUCAUUGCUUCAAUAUCUCUUGGCUCUCAGAUUGUGACCUGCUCUUACCCACUAGGUUUCAGAAGCUUAUGCACAGUAAUAAAACCGUGCCUGCCAAUGACUGUUAAGAUGGGCCGUUUUGAACGUGUCAAGUACCUGAUGGUCGCUUUUAAUAUUCUGAUUUGUCUCAGUGGAUGCCUCCUGCUAGGAAUUGCAUUCUUGCUAUCGUUUCACCCAACUGAAAUCAGACAUGUUGUGUCACUGAGUACUGUGAUCUUCGCUGGAACAAUUUAUGCUAUUGUUUUGUCUGCUGUGCUGCUUAUACUUGGCACACUGGGAAGCAUUGCAGCCUUCCGGGAGAGUAGGAGUUUGUUGAUGCUUUUCUUCAUGCUAAUUCUGGUGGUCUUCAUGGUGGAGCUUGCUGCAGGAAUUGGUGCUUUUCUCUUCAGAUUUCAAUUGACAAAGGACUAUUUUGAUGAUGAUCUGAUAAAUUACUAUAAUGGAGACAAUGUGACAAGCUCUUACUCAGCCAGCUCCAAUUCUAUUAUGAUCUCAUUUGAAUGCUGUGGAGUGGGUGGUCCAAAGGAUUUCUUGCGCACCUUGGAGUUCAUUAUAUUAAACCCUCUUUAUGAGGUGCCAGAGGCUUGCUGCAAGAGGAACAAAGCAACACCAGAUGGAGCUAUAGCGAAUUUAAAGGAAUGCGUCUCUGGAAAUGUUGACUUCAUCCACAAUAAGGGCUGCUUCGACCUAAUUGCAAGUCAAGUGGAGAUUUAUCUUUACGUGGUUGGAGCACUAAAUAUUUGGAUCUUAAUAAUUGAGUUAUGUGUGAUGAUCACUGCGAUCUGGCUGUACCAACGAGCUUAGAAGAGAUCCCCUUGGCCCAGCUUGGCCAAGAAAGACACUGGACUGUGAUACGGUGUUUAAUAUUUACAGGGACAGUCACCUGGCUGCAACUGUAGGAACUGGAUCUGUGGGUGGAGACCUUCAAUGGAAUGGACACUUCUAGCAUCUAAACUGUGAGAUUAUUAGCUGAAAGCAGAACCUGAGAGAGACGGCUAGACUGGGGAAUAUCACCAGAGGCUAGAGACCCAGGUGGGAGAGGGAAGUGGAGCUAAGGGACAGAACAAGGCAAAUUUGUAGCUGAACUAAUGCACUCAGAAUAGUGAAUCUUCUAAAGUACAAAAACAAGGGAUCUUACCUCCGGAAUUAAUUCCUGACAUGGUCUGACUUUCUUUAAUGAAUACAGCACAUUUGU